CAGAUGGGCUAAGGGAGCACCAACGUGUUCACAUUGGAGAGAAACCUUACAGCUGUCAGCACUGUGACAAAUCCUUCAAAGGAUCUGCAACUUUAAAGAUUCAUCAGAGAGUUCACACUGGAAACAUGCACAGCUGUGACCAGUGUGAGAAAACCUUCACUACAAAAGGUGCCCUGGCUAAGCACAGAUUCAUUCACAGUGGAGAGAAACCGUACAGCUGUGACCAGUGUGGGAAAGCUUUCACUGCAGCAGAUCAGCUAAAGGAGCACUACCGUGUUCACACUGGAGAGAAACCUUACAGCUGUGACCAGUGUGGGAAAGCCUUCACUACAAAAGGUGCCCUGGCUAAGCACAGAUUCGUUCACACUGGACAGAAACCGUAUAGCUGUGACCAGUGUGGUAAAGCUUUCGCUAAAUCAUAUCAGUUAAAGGUGCACCAACGUGUUCACACUAGAGUGAAGCCGUACUGGUGUGACCAGUGUGGGAAAGCUUUCUCUGACUCAAGUUACCUAAAGGUGCACGAACGUGUUCACUCUGGAGAGAAGCCGUACGGCUGUGACCAGUGUGGGAAAACUUUUACUCGAUCACAUGACCUAAAAAUCCACCAACGUGUUCACACUGGAGAGAAGCCGUACGGCUGUGACCAGUGUGGGAAAACUUUUACUCGAUCACAUGACCUAAAAAUCCACCAACGUGUUCACACUGGAGAGAAGCCGUACGGCUGUGACCAGUGUGGGAAAACUUUUACUCGAUCACAUGACCUAAAAAUCCACCAACGUGUUCACACUGGAGAGAAGCCGUACGGCUGUGACCAGUGUGGGAAAACUUUUACUCGAUCACAUGACCUAAAAAUCCACCAACGUGUUCACACUGGAGAGAAGCCGUACGGCUGUGACCAGUGUGGGAAAACUUUUACUCGAUCACAUGACCUAAAAAUCCACCAACGUGUUCACACUGGAGAGAAGCCGUACGGCUGUGACCAGUGUGGGAAAACUUUUACUCGAUCACAUGACCUAAAAAUCCACCAACGUGUUCACACUGGAGAGAAGCCGUACGGCUGUGACCAGUGUGGGAAAACUUUUACUCGAUCACAUGACCUAAAAAUCCACCAACGUGUUCACACUGGAGAGAAGCCGUACGGCUGUGACCAGUGUGGGAAAACUUUUACUCGAUCACAUGACCUAAAAAUCCACCAACGUGUUCACACUGGAGAGAAGCCGUACGGCUGUGACCAGUGUGGGAAAACUUUUACUCGAUCACAUGACCUAAAAAUCCACCAACGUGUUCACACUGGAGAGAAGCCGUACGGCUGUGACCAGUGUGGGAAAACUUUUACUCGAUCACAUGACCUAAAAAUCCACCAACGUGUUCACACUGGAGAGAAGCCGUACGAUUGUGACCAGUGUGGGAAAGCCUUCACUGCAAAACGUGCCCUGGUUAAACACAGACGCAUUCAUACUGGUGAGAAACCUUACAGCUGUGACCAGUGUGGGAAAGCUUUCAUUGCAUCAGAUCGGCUAAAGGUGCACCAACGAGUUCACACUGGUGAAGAAACAUACAGCUGUGACCAGUGUGGGAAAGCUUUCGCCACAUUAGGUUGUCUAAAGGGGCAUCAACGCGUUCACACAGGAGAGAAGCCGUACAGAUGUGACCAGUGUGGGAAAGCUUUUGCUUCAUCAAGUUAUUUUAAGUUGCAUCAACGCGUUCACACACGAGAGAAGCCGUACAGCUGUGACCAGUGUGGGAAAUCUUUUGCUUCAGUAGGUUAUCUAAAUGUCCACAGACGCUUUCACACUGGACAGAAACCAUACUGGUGUGAAAAGUGUGGGAAAACUUUUACUACAUCAGGUGGUCUAAAGUAUCAUGAACGCGCUCACACAGGAGAGAAGCCGUACGGCUGUGACCAGUGUGGGAAAGCGUUUGCUACAUCAGGUGGUCUAAAGUAUCAUGAACGUGCUCACACUAGAGAUGGACUCAAACAUCAUCGCUGUCAGCACUGUGACAAAUCCUUCACAACAUCUGGAUCUUUGAAGAUUCAUCAGAGAGUUCACACUGGAGAGAAACCGUACAGCUGUGACCAGUGUGGGAAAUCUUUCACUACAUCAGGUCACCUAAAAAUCCACCAACGUGUUCACACUGGAGAGAAACCGUACAGUUGUGACCAGUGUGGGAAAGCUUUCACUACAUCAUGUGACCUGAAAACACACCAACGUGUUCACACUGGAGAGAAACCGUACUGGUGUGAACUGUGUGGGAAAACUUUCGCUCUAUCUGGUGACCUAAAAAUCCACCAACGUGUUCACACUGGAGAGAAACCGUACAGUUGUGACCAGUGUGGAAAAGCUUUCACUACAUCAGGUAACCUAAAAAAACACCAACGUGUUCACACUGGAGAGAAACCGUACAGUUGUGACCAGUGUGGGAAAGCUUUCACUACAUCAUGUGACCUGAAAACACACCAACGUGUUCACACUGGAGAGAAACCGUACUGGUGUGAACUGUGUGGGAAAACUUUCGCUCUAUCUGGUGACCUAAAAAUCCACCAACGUGUUCACACUGGAGAGAAACCGUACAGUUGUGACCAGUGUGGAAAAGCUUUCACUACAUCAGGUAACCUAAAAAAACACCAACGUGUUCACACUGGAGAGAAACCGUACAGUUGUGACCAGUGUGGGAAAGCUUUCACUACAUCAUGUGACCUGAAAACACACCAACGUGUUCACACUGGAGAGAAACCGUACUGGUGUGAACUGUGUGGGAAAACUUUCGCUCUAUCUGGUGACCUAAAAAUCCACCAACGUGUUCACACUGGAGAGAAACCGUACAGUUGUGACCAGUGUGGAAAAGCUUUCACUACAUCAGGUAACCUAAAAAAACACCAACGUGUUCACACUGGAGAGAAACCGUACAGUUGUGACCAGUGUGGGAAAGCUUUCACUACAUCAUGUGACCUGAAAACACACCAACGUGUUCACACUGGAGAGAAACCGUACUGGUGUGAACAGUGUGGGAAAAUCUUUUCUCGAUCAGGUGCCCUACAAAACCACCAACGUGUUCACACUGGAGAGAAACCGUACUGGUGUGAACAGUGUGGGAAAAUCUUUUCUCGAUCAGGUGCCCUACAAAACCACCAACGUGUUCACACUGGAGAGAAACCGUACUGGUGUGAACAGUGUGGGAAAACUUUCACUACAUCAAGUCAUCUAAAAAUCCACCAACGUGUUCACACUGGAGAGAAACCGUACAGCUGUGACCAGUGUGGGAAAGCUUUCACUAUAUCAAGUGACCUGAAAACACACCAACGUGUUCACACUGGAGAGAAACCGUACAGCUGUGAACAAUGUGGAAACACUUUCGCUCAAUCAGGUACCCUAAAAAAGCACCAACGUAGAGUUCACACUGGAGAGAAACCGUACAGCUGUGACCAGUGUGGGAAAACUUUCACUACAUCAGGUCACAUAAAAAACCACCAACGUGUUCACACUGGAGAGAAACCGCACUGGUGUGAACAGUGUGGAAAAACUUUUGCUGAAUCACGUAACCUUCAAAGGCACAAACGUGUUCACACUGGAGAGAAACCGCACUGGUGUGAACAGUGUGGAAAAACUUUCAGCAGAUUUGAUAGGUUACAAAUCCACCAACGUGUUCACACUGGAGAGAAACCGCACUGGUGUGAACUGUGUGGAAAGACUUUUGCUCAAUCAGGUCACCUACAAAUCCACCAACGUGUUCACACUGGAGAGAAACCGUACUGGUGUGAACAGUGUGGAAAAACUUUUGCUCGAGCAGGUACCCUAAAAAUCCACCAACGUGUUCACACUGGAGAGAAACCGUACUGGUGUGAACAAUGUGGGAAAGUUUUCACUACAUCAGUUCACCUAAAACACCACCAACAUGUUCACACUGGAGAGAAACCGUACUGGUGUGAACAGUGUGGAAAAACUUUUGCUGAAUCAAGUAACCUUCAAAGGCACCAACGUGUUCACACUAGAGAGAAACCACACUGGUGUGAACAGUGUGGAAAGACUUUUGCUCAAUCAGGUCACCUACAAAUCCACCAACGUGUUCACACUGGAGAGAAACCGUACUGGUGUGAACAGUGUGGGAAAUCUUUCACCUAUCAAGGUGCCCUAAAGGUGCACAAACGUGUUCACACUGGAGAGAAACCGUACAGCUGUGGCAAAUGUGGCAAAUCCUUCACAACAUCUGGAUAUUUAAAGAUUCAUCAGAGACUUCACACUGGAGAGAAACUGUACAGCUGUGACCAGUGUGAGAAAGCUUUCACUACAUCUGGUCAACUUAAAGUCCACCUGCGUGUUCACACUGGAGAGAAACCGUACAGCUGUGACCAGUGUGAGAAAGCUUUCACUCAACCAGGUCAACUUAAAAUCCACCUACGUGUUCACACUGGAGAAAAAGCGCACAGCUGUGACCAGUGUGGAAAAGCGUUUAACCAGUUAGGUCAAUAUAAAAUCCACUUACGCUUUCACGCAGGAGAGAAACCGUACAGCUGUGACCAGUGUGGGAAAGCCUUCAGUACACUACACCACCUAAAAACACACCAGCGCGUUCACACUGGAGAGAAACCGUAUAGCUGUGACCAGUGUGGGAAAGCCUUCAGUACCCUACACCACCUAAAAACACACCAGCGCGUUCACACUGGAGAGAAACCAUAUAGCUGUGACAUAUGUGGAAAGGCCUUCUCUCAAUCAGAUCAAAUCAACAAACACAGACGUGUUCACACUGGAGAGAAACCCUACUGGUGUGAACAAUGUGGGAAAACUUUCAGUCGGUUUGAUAAGUUAGAAAAACACAGACGUCUUCACACUGGAGAAAAGCCGUAUUGGUGUGAACAAUGUGGGAAAACUUUCCGUGGGGCUGAUAAGUUAGAAGUCCACCGCCGUGUUCACACUGGAGAGAAACCGUACUGGUGUGAACAAUGUGGGAAAAGUUUUGCUCAAUCAGGUAACCUAAAAGCCCACCGACGUGUUCACACUGCAGAGAAACCGUACAGCUGUGACCAAUGUGGGAAAGCGUUUAAAGAGAGUCGUACACUUAGAAGCCACAAACUCAUUCACACCACAUCGUUGUGAUUUUUUAAAGUCAAGUUAGCCGUUUCCUCAUGCUUAUCCUCCCUGUGUCCCGUGCAAGAGAGUGAAAGACUAGAGUACCACUCAGCAUAGCUGCCACAGAGGUUGCGGUGUAGAUAUUAUCUAGAUAUUUUCUACGUUACAUUAGCAUGUAGCUGACGCAUUUAGCCAAAGCUUACAACUUACGCUUAUAACUGCUAUAUAUGUCAGAGGUUGCACGCUUCUGGAGCAACUAGGGGUGUAAUGCUAUGUUAAAUACAUCAUAUUUUAAUAUUGGACUACACAGAUAAAAUCAGAAGGAAGGAAACAGAUGUUUGUUGUUACUCCGGUUUCACACACAACGCAAAUUUUCAAUUUCCGUUGCACGAGUUUGA
Molecule: messenger RNA, 5464 nt
Organism: Micropterus dolomieu (smallmouth bass)
Lineage: Eukaryota; Metazoa; Chordata; Actinopteri; Centrarchiformes; Centrarchidae
Product: zinc finger protein 721-like
Biological process (GO): regulation of transcription by RNA polymerase II
Cellular component (GO): nucleus
Molecular function (GO): DNA-binding transcription factor activity, RNA polymerase II-specific; RNA polymerase II cis-regulatory region sequence-specific DNA binding
Source: RefSeq, a predicted model, not a curated record